AUGGCUACUAGACCAUCCCCACAACAAGCUCCACAGACAUACCAGUUCAAACUCGUACUUUUAGGCGAAUCUGCUGUUGGCAAGUCAAGUCUGGUGAUGCGAUUUGUCAAGGACCAUUUCGACGAAUACAGAGAAAGUACUAUUGGAGCUGCAUUUUUGGCACAAACUAUUUCGUUGGAUGACAAUACAACUGUAAAGUUCGAGAUUUGGGACACGGCGGGCCAAGAACGUUACAAGAGUUUGGCUCCCAUGUACUAUCGUAAUGCAAACUGUGCAGUCGUUGUCUAUGAUAUCACACAAGCCUCUUCAUUGGAAAAGGCCAAGGCAUGGGUGAAUGAACUUCAACGUCAAGCCGAUCCCAAUAUUGUCAUUGCUUUGGCUGGUAACAAGUGUGAUUUGGAAAGUCGACGAGCCAUCAAGACGGAGGAGGCACAAGAAUAUGCUGAUGAACUUGGACUUUUGUUUAUGGAGACAUCCGCCAAGACCGCUCAGAACGUUCACGAGCUUUUCACCGCCAUAGCCAAACGCAUGCCGUUGGAUCAACUUGCAGAUAGUACACGUGGCCGGAACCGAGGUUUGAAUGCUCGUGGUGGCGUCGACUUGAACCGACCUGCUAAUCCCAAUGGAUGUGCUUGUUAA
Molecule: messenger RNA, 639 nt
Organism: Lichtheimia ornata
Lineage: Eukaryota; Fungi; Mucoromycota; Mucoromycetes; Mucorales; Lichtheimiaceae
Exons: 9
Coding region: 1-639 (212 amino acids)
Molecular function (GO): GTP binding; GTPase activity
Source: RefSeq, a predicted model, not a curated record